CGCGGGGAUCCAAAAAAGUCGUACAUGCGGGAGAUAGAGAUGACCGAUGAUGUUCCACACGUAAAAAGUGAUAACAGCUGGAUCGAACGCAUAACGAUUUACCAAUGCCCGUUGGAAGAAGUGCCGGAAUUUGGCGGUUUUGUCACUCCAGUAAGGAACUUUCCUCUUUAUCGUGGGAAACAGGAGGAGAAUGAAAUUUCAUCAGAGCAAAGACUCAGUGGCUACUUUAAGGAUGGUGAUGUUGGCCUGAAUGCGGGUAAAAAGGCUGUCUGUAAACAGGUUGAAAGAUGUGUUGAUGCCAGAGACUGGUUCGGAACGAGUGAUUGUGGGCCUCGAAUGUGUUUUUUUGCACAAAACGUUGGAACAACUGAAGUGGGCAAUGGAAACAUCAUCAUAUAUCCUCUGAAUGACGUGGAGGAAGACGAGGUCGAUGAAAGCCAUCUUCACUUGUAUGCCAGCAUGCCCCGGAAGGCUGUUGUCAAUAUGACCGUUCGGGUCUACGUUGUCAGGUGCUUUCUUUGCAUCCAUCCUAUUCUACCCAUUCUACCCAACAAGGGCUUAGAUUUGCAUCCAACGGACCUGAACGGGAAAGCAGAUCCCUUUCUAAUAUUGACAUUGGGUAGUCAAGAAAUGAACGACAAGUCGAACUACAAACCACGAACUCUGAUGCCCAUUUUCGGUCGGAUGUUUGAGUUUAACGCCCAUUUCCCGAUGGAGUCAAUACUGCGCAUUCAGGUGUGUCAUUUCCGAAUCGGCAAAUUGAGCUAUUCUUUUUUAAUUGUCAUGGGACUGCUUUGUUUGUGUACAUAUGUGGUGCAAUCGGGCGUUUUUUGCUACAAGUGUAAAAUGAGAAUGACUCUAAUUGCAUCAGGCACACGUGAAGAGUUACUCGUAAUGUGUGAUAUUUCAAAUAAUUAUUUGGGGCUAUUAUGUGUCUUGACCACAGGAUAUGAUUGA
Messenger RNA from Protopolystoma xenopodis, 957 nucleotides. The record is from the annotation of a GenBank genome assembly. NCBI's taxonomy places the organism in Eukaryota, Metazoa, Platyhelminthes, Monogenea, Polystomatidea, Polystomatidae.